This is a messenger RNA of Plasmodium yoelii, 693 nucleotides long. RefSeq names its product GTP:AMP phosphotransferase, putative. Gene Ontology annotation, molecular function: ATP binding; AMP kinase activity. The coding region runs from base 1 to 693 and encodes 230 amino acids. The record is from RefSeq and is a predicted model, not a curated record. NCBI's taxonomy places the organism in Eukaryota, Apicomplexa, Aconoidasida, Haemosporida, Plasmodiidae. Gene Ontology annotation, biological process: nucleobase-containing compound metabolic process. The transcript has a single exon. Gene Ontology annotation, cellular component: mitochondrion; cytoplasm.
AUGCGAAUUGUAUUGUUUGGGGCACCUGGGGUGGGUAAAGGCACAUUUGCUGAAAUAUUAGCAGAAAAAGAAAAACUAAAACAUAUAAAUAUAGGUAAUAUUUUAAGGAAUGAAAUAAAAAAAAAAACAUCAAUAGGGAAAGAAAUAAAUAAAAUAGUUAAUAGUGGAAAUUUAGUUCCAGACAAUAUAAUAACACAUAUUAUUAAUGAGGAAAUAAAAAAAUGCUCUAUUAAUAAUACAAACAAUAAUUUUAAAGGGUUUAUAUUAGACGGAUUUCCUAGAAAUAUAAACCAAAGUAAAGAAUUAAUAAAAAUAACAAAUAUUGAUUUAUUUGUUAAUAUAUUUUCCCCAAAAUAUAUAUUAAUUAAAAAGUUAUUAGGAAGAAGAAUUUGUACUAUUUGCAAUAACUGUUUCAAUAUUGUUAAUAUCAAAGAUAAAGAUUUUGAUAUGCCUCCACUUUUACCGUCCAAAAAUUGCCAUAUUUGUAAAGGAAAUGCUAAUUUAGUUAAAAGAGGUGAUGAUAAUGAAGAAACUAUUUUACAUAGAUUAAAUUCUUAUGAAUCGAGUAAUGCACAAAUUAUUGAUUUUUUUAAAAAUUUAAAAUAUAAUUUUAUAGAUUUUGAAAUAAAAAAGGGAAUAAAAGAUUUUGAUGAAUUUCACAAAACAAUUUUAAGCAAUUUUAAGAAAUUUUAA